AUGAAUCCCACGGCUUUUCCAGGGAGUGCCAAUCCGAUUAUGGCAGAGAAUUGGAUGCAAGAGAUUGAAAAGAUUCUGUCAGUACUACAUUGCACUAAUGAACAGAAAGUUCGGUAUGCUACAUUUAAGUUGAUAGGAGAGGUAGAGCGAUGGUGGUCAGUAGUGAAGCUUCCGGAGAAGCAGAGACUAGUACCUGUAGCACUGACCUGGGGACACUUUAAAGAGAUAUUGUUCGACCACUACUUCCUUGCCUCUGCUAUAAAUGCAAAGAUGGAGGAGUUUCUGAAUCUGACCCAGGGUCAGCUGACAGUGCCGUCGUAUGCUACUAAUUUUGUGGAACUGUCCCAUUUUGCCCCAUUUAUAAUCCCAAAUGAGUUCAGAAAGGAGCAGAGGUUUGAGAGAGGGCUAAGACAGGAGAUAUAUGAGCAAGUGGCAGUUUUGUAA
Malania oleifera is the source of this 444-nucleotide messenger RNA. RefSeq lists its product as uncharacterized. The record is from RefSeq and is a predicted model, not a curated record. The transcript has a single exon. Lineage: Eukaryota; Viridiplantae; Streptophyta; Magnoliopsida; Santalales; Ximeniaceae. Bases 1 to 444 code for a protein of 147 amino acids.